AACGCACUACUGGAUUACCCUUUUUUGGUGUGCCUUAGGUGGUUUGAUUUUGGGUGGAAUUGUUGUCAUUUCAUAUUGGAUAAGACGAUGCAGGACACUUGCAGCGAGGUCAACGAGCCGGCAUCGCCGCAUCCGGAGCCGGAGCUCAUCAUCAGCUGCCACCGGAAUCAGCGGGAUCAGCGCGAUCGGAAUAAUCUCGCGAGGGAAAGCAAAGUCAUCACCCGAUCACAAUCACAGGCGUCGACCGCGCCGCAUGCUCCAGUGCAUCAACUGAAGCCUCAGCAAUCUCUGCCCACGCCCCUAACGCAGCAACCCGGCCACAAUCCCCACGCCCCCAAAUCCGUCUCGAUCCUGGUCUACAAGACCCUGAACACGGUCUUCAAGAGCAGCCGCAAGAUCAUCGUUCGCGUGUGUGAGGUGGCCAGUGCCAAAAAGUCCUUCACCAUGUUCAAGUUCAACAAGGCUGCCCAGCAGCAGCGGAUCGAUAGCCGGAACAGUGCCGUCACAGGUCACGAUCCCUUCGUCCGACCACCAGUGCCCGAAAAGAAAGUGAGGAACAUUAUGAAGAAGCUGCACAAGGCGAACGGCCUGAAACGCUCUAACUCGGCGAUCGAGUUCGAUGUCUCGGCCCUGACAGCUGCCAAUCGCCGCCAGAUCUAUAGUAGCAAUCGGUCGGCGAGCUCGGAGCAAGAUAACUCAGAUCUAUCCGAGCACUCGGAGAAAUCGCCGCUGGUUAGCGCGAGGUUAGACAAUCUAGCUAGGCUCUUCUUUAGCAAGUCGAUGCCAGCGGAAACCGGAAGUAGAGAUACCAUAGAUUCAGUACUGACAACAAGGCCCAAUAUCAAGUAUCAGUACUCCGCCUUGGACAGUGGCAAUGGGAUCGUUGAGCGAAGUCCCAGGGAGCGGGCCCAGAGGGAAAAGGCCCUGAAUGCCACUCAGGAAUGGAUUCAGAGUGCCAAUGGGCGCUACGAAGUAAUCGCCCACCUGGAUGAGAUCGGUUCGAGGCAUGGCAAGAACUGGUUUCUGGUCACAGAUGCUUCGGUCCGCACCGAUCGUCUGAUGACUUUGCUACCUCUGCCUCCCGAUUGCGUGGCCUUCGAGGAUCUCCCGCCCAACGAAAGUGCCAGGGAAAUACUCAUGGAGCUCCUGGGCUCGCUGCAUCAUCCGUACAUAUAUCCCGUUCUGGAUCUGGGAUUCUUGCAAAGCAGUUCGUAUAACUACGCCUGUCUGGUGACGCCCUUUAACUCGCGGGGCAGUCUCAAAGAUCUCAUAUAUAAGGCACAGUGGAACGAGCCGUGGGCCAGGAAGUACACGCGUAAGCCAAAUGGAUUGCCGGUCAGCCAGGUGCAGCGCCUGGGGCGACAGAUCCUGGAGGCACUGCUCUUCCUGAAGGAGCGCGGCUUUCCGCUUCACGGUCACCUGCACAGCGGCAAUGUCAUCCUGCAGAAUGGAGCCGCCAGGUUAUCGGGCCUGGAGAACGGCCUUUUGGGCCUCAGUUCGCGCAUUAAUGCCGUCAUGUGGUCCCGCUCGGUCACCGAGAUCGAGAACGUGGACAUCGUCUGCUUCGGUCACCUGCUGUACGAGAUGUGCACGGGUCAGGAGCUGACCACCCCCAAGCCGUCCAUUCGGGUGCUCGAGAUGGAGCUGCAGCACUACCCACAAAUUGGCCAGACAAGAAAAAAAAUUCUGGAAAUAUUGGGUCUAAUCUUUGAGCCGCCUAGCGGUGUCUGCCCCUCCGUUGAGGACCUAGUCCUUUGCGAUCUAUUUCGCAGCAUCGAUUUGCGCGAGCUGCGCGGUCCCUGUUUCAGUACAAUUAAGCCGAGCCUCAGCAGGUCCACCCUGAACCUACUGCAAGCGGUGAAGAAGCGCCAAUGCGCCUCCCUGGGUCAUUCCCUGAGUGAGGCCAACUCGCCCUGCACGCCCCCUUCGACGCCGCACGAUCGACGCACUGGUAUCAGCCGAACAAUGGACUCAUUUGACAUAUCAAGCGAUUCGGAGGAGGGUCUCCUCGAGGAGAUUGUCGUCGGUGGGAGCUGCCAUCGUCAGCACUUGCUCCGCCUGCAGCAAUGGCACUCCGCCCACUCGUAUGUCCACUCGUAUGCCUCGGAGUCGCCCAUCCACUACUGUGACCCUGCGGCCCUCUACUCCGACGAUAAUGGCCAGGAGUCGUCGGGGGGUCAGGAUCCCCAGCCGCCGACAAUUCGGUGUAGUACCAGUAGCCAGAGCAACCUGGAUGUCCUGCUGGCCGAGGGAGCCGGUGCCGAUGUCUAUGAGGGGCAGGAGGCGGAUGAGGAGCAGGAAUUCGAGCCCGAAGAGGAGGCCAGCGGCUCGUCGGGAGCGGCUCAAAGGCUGUAUGCUCCAGGCUGCAACUCAUCGGCUGCUGGGGCGUCCUUCAACCAUCAACUCACUGCCGAUAUGUGCAACUACAAGAACUCGAAGAGCAGGCGUCUGGAGUACUCCCUCAAGUGCCUCAAGUACGGCCGCAGCAAUCCCUCCCAGGACUCGGCCUUUGGAUCUCUGACCGACAACGACCUUUCCAUCGGUUCGUCCAGCAUUCGCUUGAGCAGCUUCCAGUCCAUUUCGUCGCCCAUCGACGAGGGCGUGGAGGACGUCAUUAUAGCCACCACCACGGGCGGCAAUGAAACCUGCCUGGAACUGGCCACCAUCCCCAGGAGCAUGGUCUCCCAGGACUCAGCUAUAUCCUCGCCCUGUCGCGAGAGCUCGCCCAAUAAUUUCCUGCACAUCGAUGAUGCCAUGUCGGGAACGGGUUCCACUUCCUCUGGCUCGAAUUGCGGAUCCUUCGGAAACAUACGUCCCCAGCAGUUUCCCGUUUCGCUCUCACCGAAGAUUUUGGUCACAGCCACCAGUAGUUCGAGCAGUUCUUCGCUGGCCUCCACCAGCAAUACGGGUCAAGGUCAGGCGCAGGGUCACGGGCAGGGACAGGGUCAGGGACAUCCCCAGCAGCAACAGUUCGAUCCGCCCAAGAUCCUGGUCAACGAUCAGAACUCCAUCUACACCACAUCGCCCUCCAAGCGGUCGGGGAUGAUAGAGGUGUUCUCACAAAAGUACAGGUUUCCCUUCCAGGUGAGCUCCUUCGAGGACAUGUCCCCAAAGAGGACCUCCGAUAAGCAGCACCUGAAGCACGUGAAUCGGCUGGCCUUUCGCUCCUUGGAGGAGGAGCGUCGGAUCGAUAAUGCCUUUCUGCCGAUGGCAGAUCGCACCCACUCGGACAAUCGCGUCAAUAUGCAGAGCGAGAAGUACAAGAAGCUUACGCACGCCUCCUUUCGCAUUAGCAAAGGCCAAGGUCAGGACUCGCCCACGGCCACGCCCACCAGCCAAACGCCCCCCAGUCAGCCGGGGGGUAAUUGCAUUGAGAUGCAGCGAACCGGAAGGCAGACCCUCUGGCGGGACAGCAAGUUCUAUCGCAAGAACAGAAUCGCCAAGAGCAACGACUCCCUGAUGGAGAAUAAUCCUUCGCCCAGGAUUUCGCCAUGCUCUUUAAGGGACCAUCAGUACGAGAGCAGGAGCAGUUCCCAGGCCAGCCGGAGAUCGCUCAGCGGAAGCCAGCAAAUGCUGAGUGUCACCACCAGUUUCUGCGGCAAUGGCAGUGGCUCGCGAAACUCAGCCAGAUACUGCAGCUCGAAGAGCGAGGACUUGGGCGAGUCCUCCGAUUAUCUGAGAGUUAUGGACGCUCGGAAAUCGUACUCGGAGCGACAUUUGGUGCGACUCAAGCAGACGGCCAUUAAUAACACGCACAGCGAGGACGAGAUGAGCUUCAACGAUGACAAUAAUCCAACGGUAUCAUCGCAGGGUAACGCAGGGUUACGGCAUUACAAUCAGAAGGAGCACCAGCUUCAGCAACAGCAACAGCACCAGCACCAGCACCACCAGAAGCACUAUCAGGCCGGUGGCAGGUGGAGCAGCAGCUGCUCCAUUGGCGGCCACCUGAAGACGACCAAUAUUAAGACCACCUCGCUGUCCGCUCAGUCCAGCCAAUCGAAUUUAGUGGCCACCACCAACUCAGCAACUGCCAGCUAUCGCACGCCCUCCAAGUCCCUCGACCAGAGCAUCGCCAUCCCGAGCACCACUAUUGGCAGUAGCCCAAUAGUCACCCAAAAGAGCACCACCAGCAGUGGAAGCAACAGCAACAGCAGCAGUGCCACCAGUUCAAUGGACGAGUCCCCCUCGAGAUUGACCCUAAGUGGGGCCGAUCUCUCGAGGAUUUUCGUCAUGGACAUGGACGAUGCCCCGGGCAGCACUUGCAGCGAGGAGAAGACACCACUGUUGGACAGUGUGGAAAUGUCCCCGAUCAGUCCAACCGAUCCGGAGCAACCCGACCUCGGCAAGCUCUAAGGCGGACUCUGAUCCUGAUCCUGAUCACACUAAAUAUACUAUAUACACGCACAGACACGUUUUGAGCAGCCGAAAUGCAAAGCAUGUGAUAAAGAAACCAAAUAGAACAGAAAUCGAACGGGGAACCAUAGAGUUAUAGAACUACUAGGCUAGGUAUGAGAUGGUUAAGUGGGGAAGGUGUAACAAAAGAGUUUUUUUCAAGGGAAGUGAUUCAAAUGCUUAAUGCCCAAAAUUAGGGAAAUGCCUGUAGUCAUUAAUGUUUGUUAAAAAUAACAACAACAAAAUAAACGAAUUGAUUCUAAAGUUUUCGUAAUGACUUACCGAAUUAUGCUUUUUAAGGAUAGGUAACUUUUAACUAUUCAAAAUAAAAGUAGUUUCAGUUUUUCAAUAGAUACAAAUCAAUAAGUGCUACAACACAUACAAUCAAAUUAAACGUAUAAAAUUCUGGAUUCCGUUUUGGACUUCUCAAUUUAUGCUUUCUAAGUUAAACAACAGAAUCUCACUAAAAUACUCUUUUGGACCCUUUCCCCACUGCAAGUGUUGGUUAAGGUAAGGCAAUUAUAACCUUGGUUCGACACAAACACAUACACCCACUCACUGAGAAACAUUUAAUUGGGCUGCUCCCGCCUUUGCUAAAUCCACACUCAAAGCUUUCUUCUGGUAACAAUAAUAUUUUUCUCUUUAUAUUGAACUUUAGCCGGUUGCUUUUACAGCAAUUCGAAAUUAACUAGAAUAUUCUUCACUGAAGCUAAUCUCUAGACUACUAAGCCACAAAACAACACAAAAAAAAAAACCAUCCUGCUGAUUAGUUGGUUUUUUUUUAACAAAAUAAAAGGGAAACCGUUUUCAAAUUAUACGGAAAUAUACACUUUACUGGUAGUUUACUGAAUAGUUAAGACUUAAAAGCUUCGCAGCUUGGCGCAUUGAAAAUGUUUUACUGUAGCCUAAAAUCGUUUUAAGCUCCCAAUGUGGGGCGUGUUUUAAAUAUGAAUUAUAAAAAAUAUAUUUUAGGGAAACAAAACCAACAAAUAUAAUAAAGGAGCAAACAAAGCCAAAGACAGUUUACCCAUUGAAUGAAAUUUAAUGGAGAAUCCAAGGCAUAGUUGGAAGUAUACAAGAUAUAACGAACGAGUUACGAAUUGUUUAUUCUGUUUCCUUUGUUCAGAAAUACCACAUUAGCCAGCACUUCAAUAUCGCAACGGAAACAUAAAUUUUACCCCAUAAGAGUUAAACAUUGUCGUAUGAAACCGUAAACGAUAAAACAAUACAGAAAUGCAAUCAAAUUAACUAAGAUAUCGCAAACGAAAAUAUCACAAAAGCCACACACAAUCGAACACGAAAUAAAUAUACUCACUAAAGAUCAUAUAUAUAGAAGGUAAUAUUAGACGCACGCACUUAACUAAGACGAUCCAUAUUCGAAUCCCGAUCCAGAACCCAACCCCACCCAAUCUAUUCGAACAACUCAGAUGAUCUGCCACAGAUUCGACCUUAGUUUCAUUAUUCGUAGUUGAUGAACACGUAGAACAUUGUUUACGGGACCCUCUAGAAUGUAUAUUGUGUAAGUUCGUUUUGCUUGGAAUUGUUUGUGUAUACACGUAUGUACUCCCCAAGUAUCCCCAGAAAUGGAGAAGCCCUUGAGAACUAACAAAUAAACGAGAAAACAAUGUA
Messenger RNA from Drosophila elegans, 6021 nucleotides. It is a transcript of the gene Slob, whose product is annotated as slowpoke-binding protein. Gene Ontology annotation, molecular function: protein serine/threonine kinase activity. Lineage: Eukaryota; Metazoa; Arthropoda; Insecta; Diptera; Drosophilidae. The coding region runs from base 88 to 4353 and encodes 1421 amino acids. The transcript has 14 exons. The record is from RefSeq and is a predicted model, not a curated record. Gene Ontology annotation, cellular component: cytoplasm.